ACAGGAGUCCCAAUAUAAGAUAAGCCAUGUUGCUUCUAAAUCAAGAUGGCGACCCUGAUCCACUGAAAACGUAAUACUUUGGGCAAGAGCUAACAUACUGCUACUUGCAUUUUUUUCUCCUAUUAUGCGACCAAACUAUAAUAAUAUUGCAAUCGCUGUGUCAGUGGUCUUCGUUAUAUGGGUAUUUUAUAAACUUUCAUCCUCAACGUUCAAACAAAAGUCAGAACUUGGUGUUGACACAAGUGCAUCGAGAUUGGGUGUUACUAAAUUAUCCCAAAGUAAAAACUAUCAGCUUGAAGCAGCCCAGACUACAAUCCGAGAACUUAAAAAGAAGUUAGCGAUGAUGGAAAUGCAGUCAGAAGAGAGGGAUCAGAUUGUAGCUCCAAUGAAAAAGUUCAGUAACCACAAGCUGGUUCAUUUGGAUCUGAAGGGAGCUCCCCCAAAGAUGUCAUACUUACUGCAUAUCUUGCCUGUAAUGAAGAAGUGGGGAGCCACUGGACUCUUGGUUGAGUAUGAAGACACCUUUCCUUACCAAGGAGACCUGGCAAUUCUCAAAUCCUCCCUAGCUUACAGUAAAGAAGAAAUUAAUCAAUUGAAAGAAAAGUGCAAAGAGCUUGGCCUAUUGAUUAUUCCUUUGGUACAGACGUUUGGCCACAUGGAGUUUGUGUUGAAGCAUCAGCAAUUUGCUCAUUUGAGGGAGACCAUAGAGUUCACAAACUCAGUUUGUCCUAUUAACAAAGAUUCUGUGCCUUUAAUUAAGAAGAUGAUAGACCAAGUUCUUGAGAUGCAUCCUGAUCUUAAGUGGUUUCAUGUGGGUGGAGAUGAGGUAUGGAAUUUAAAAACCUGUAAUCAGUGUCGGGCUGAUUCACGGAACAGGACACAGUUGUUUGUACAUCACAUGAGCCAAGUCUUACAGCAUGUCAAAAGCAAAGGGCUGAUACCCCUCAUGUGGGAUGACAUGAUGAGAGAGUGGGAUGUGAAAGACCUAAAAGCUCUAAGUGGUAUAGUUGAACCAAUGGUGUGGGCAUACAGCGACAGCAUUCGGGGUUACUUCCCUCCUGGUAUGUGGAAACGUUAUGCUGAGGCAUUUCCAAAGAUGUGGGCUGCCAGUGCUUUUAAAGGUGCAGCUCGUCCAGACAGCAACUAUGUCCCUGUUGGCUUCCACGUGGAUAACAACCUUGACUGGCUCAGGGUUAUAAGCAGUCUCCCAAAAGGCACACAGAUAGAAGGGAUAGUCCUUACAGGGUGGAGCAGGUUUGACCACUAUGGAAGCCUGUGUGAGUUACUGCCAGCCGGACUUCCCUCAUUGGCAUUCUGCUUAGCAGGGCUAAGUAAAGCAUCAAUUACAAAUGAGGUCAGAGAACCAAUCGAGAAGGAGCUGGGCCUGCCUGAGGGAUUUGAGUUCUACCCAAGAAAAUUCACUGAGAAGUACAAAGUACCGGGCGGUACAUUCCCAGGACACGAAAUCUUCUCACUGGCUAACAAACUCGAGAUUGCAAUGUACCGUUUGGCCGGUAUUCAUCAUUUUGAAGGAGCAUGGAUGUUACAGCGGCAGCAACAACAGAAGUUUCUUAGUUUUCACCACAUGGAUACAGCUGUGGAAUACUUGACCACGGCAAUAACGGUCUUGAAAGAGGUGAAGGAAAAUGUCAGGGAGCCCCUUCAUGAAAUCUAUAACGAGCAGGUCGUGAACGAGUGGAUCAAUGAUAAGAUUGACGAGAAACUCGCCUACGCUCAAGACAAGCUAAAAGCGAUGGAGAACAUGCGUCGAGUUGCGGCUGAGGCGAGUGCCAGCACAACAUAAAGUGUUUAUAGUCAUCCACAGGUACUCUUGCUUUCCGGAUAUGGAAGUACAUAAAAAUGGGCGGAGAUCUGAGAUAAUUAAAAAAGGACAGCCGUAGUUCGUAAGAUAAAGCGCUGUCAUGUUUUAUGUCAUACGUAGCUACCGUGAAAUAAAAGUAGGCAAAGACGGAUUUAGAUCGAUGCAGAAUUUGCCCUGUUAGAGCUUGCACUUACUUGAAAUUGUUCGAAUACGGUCAAAUCAUGUUUGUUGAAUGGAAAAAUCGAAUCCGUUUGAUUCGAUAUAAUCGAACAAAAGUUGAAUGGCUUGUUAAAACCGUUUGCCAGGAACCAAACUUGAUAUGUGUUAUGCCUAGUGAGUCAUCAUAUACCAGAAAACCUGCUGUUGGCCUUUUUUUUUUUCGGGCUGAUUAAGAGAACAACAACAUUAACAAAGAAAAGAACAACAUAUUAUCAUGAAUAAACAACAAAAGCAUUAGUAGCAAUAAAAAAAACUUCAACAAGUAAAAAUAAUAGCCAUCACCAUGUAACAACGAUGGCAAGAAAAACUACUAAAGAAAUAACAGCAACAAUAAAACAAAAAAACAAACUGGAAAACGGAUAGUAUUUGACGUUCCUCGAAAAAAAGAAAUUACCUACUUUUUGGUGUCUAGGGGGGAGCGCGCGUCCUGCGGACUCCCUGUGUACGCGCCUGGGCUUGUAAUUCAUUUAGCACAGAAAAGCCGUCUUCUGUUUUGUUAGACAAAAAAGUAAAGUGUUCUUUGCAAUGAU
Molecule: messenger RNA, 2571 nt
Organism: Nematostella vectensis (starlet sea anemone)
Lineage: Eukaryota; Metazoa; Cnidaria; Anthozoa; Actiniaria; Edwardsiidae
Product: hexosaminidase D
Exons: 16
Coding region: 125-1804 (559 amino acids)
Biological process (GO): carbohydrate metabolic process
Molecular function (GO): hexosaminidase activity
Source: RefSeq, a predicted model, not a curated record